Molecule: messenger RNA, 3893 nt
Organism: Beta vulgaris subsp. vulgaris (sugar beet)
Lineage: Eukaryota; Viridiplantae; Streptophyta; Magnoliopsida; Caryophyllales; Amaranthaceae
Product: pentatricopeptide repeat-containing protein At1g52620
Exons: 2
Coding region: 265-2745 (826 amino acids)
Molecular function (GO): protein binding
Source: RefSeq, a predicted model, not a curated record
ACCUAAAUUGUAAGCCUCAACUCAAGCAUAACUAGUUUGGAUUUUACAUGAUGAUUUCAAACAUUGGCUCAGUUUUUUUUUUUGCAAGGGUUUAUGAAAUUAUUUAGUGUGAGAUGCCAAAAAUAUUCGGGUUCGGAUCAACAUGGGUUUGGUAAACGGGUCCUUCAAAACUUCACAGUUCAUAAUUUCAGAGCAUAACAUCAAUGGUUUUUCUACUCAAAAUUGACUCCAUUAAUCCCCAAAAUUGACCUCUUUCUCUCUCUAAUGUCCAAAAGAUUACUCUCUCUCAUCAAACCUCGCCAAAACCUCAACUCAAAAUCCGCAAAAACUCCUUUUUAUGAACCUAAUAUCAAGAAAUUGGCGAAUAAAACUUGCGAAUUACUCAAAACCCACAAAAAUUGGGAGCAAACCCUCGAAACCCUUCUUUCUGAAGAAUCAAUUGAUGCCUCAGAAAUUGCCCAUCUCGUUUUUGAUCGAAUUCAGGACGUUGGUUUGAGUUUAAAGUUUUAUGAUUGGUUUUCUCAUCGAAAAUACUGUUCUCCACUUGAUGUGUAUGCGUUUUCUUCUCUUCUUAAGAUAUUAGGGAUUAAUAGAUUGUUUGCUGAGGUUGAAAAUGUGCUAAUUUGCAUGAAAAAUGAGGGUGUUUUGCCUACUAUUGAAGCUUUUGAUGUGUUAAUUCAAGCUUAUGUUGAUGCUAAGUUGGUUAAUAAAGCUAGGGAGUUGUAUAUAUUUGUAAAUGAUAAGUUUAAUUGUAUGCCUAGUGUUUAUUCUUGUAAUUCGUUGCUUAAUGGUUUGGUGAAGAAUGGUGAUGUUAAGAUUGCACUGGAAGUGUAUGAUGAAAUGCUUGAGAGAGAUGGUGGUGGUGGGAAGUGUUGUUUGGAUAAUUAUAGUACGAGUGUAGUGGUGAGGGGUUUGUGUGAGCGAGGAAAGGUUGAGGAGGGGAGGAAGUUGAUUGAGGAUAGGUGGGGAAAGGGUUGUGUACCAAAUGUUGUGUUUUAUAAUACUUUGAUUAAUGGCUAUUGUAAGAGAGGCGAGAUUGUAAAGGCGAAGAGGGUUUUACAAGAGAUGGAGUUAAAAGGUUUUUUGCUGACUGUGGAGACGUAUGGAGCUAUGAUAAGUGGAUUUUGCAAAGAAGGGGAUUUUGAGGAGGUUGAUAGACUUUUAACGGAGAUGAAAAUGAGGGGUUUGAAGGUCAAUCUUCAGAUUCAUAAUAAUAUAAUUGAUGCCCGGUAUAAACAUGGUUGUUCAGUGGAGCCUUACGGCAUGCUUAGAAAAAUCAUGGACAAUCACUGUAAGCCAGAUAUCAUGACGUAUAAUAUUCUAAUUUCAGGGUUAUGUGGUAUUGGGAAGGUUGAGGAAGCUAAUGCACUUUUAGGGCAGGCUGUUAGAAGGGGUUUGACGCCAGAUCAAUAUAGUUAUACUCCUUUUAUUCAUUUCUAUUGCAAACAAGGCGACCCUGAUAGGGCUUCUUGUUUUCUCAUUGAAAUGACAGAGAGAGGUCAUAUACCUGAUAUGGUUACUUAUGGAGCUCUUGUGCAUGGCCUUGUUGUGAGUGGUGAGAUUGAAGCUGCAUCAAACAUUCAGAAGCGAAUGAUUGAGAGGGGAAUUAUCCCUGAUGCUGGAAUCUACAAUGUUCUUAUGAGUGGAUUAUUUAGAAAAGGGAUGAUGUCUGCUGCAAAACAGUUGCUUUGUGAGAUGCUUGACCAUAAUGUACAUCCCCAUGCAUUUGUCUACACAACAUUGGUUGAUGGCUUUGCCAGAAACGGUAAUCUUGAUGAAGCGAAAAAGAUCUUUGAACUUGCUAUUGAAAAAGAUUUGGAUCCUGGGGUUGUGGGAUACAAUGCCAUGAUCAAGGCAUAUAGCAAACUUGGGAAAAUGAAUGAUGCAAUGCUCUACUUCAGGAAAAUGACACAGAGACACAUCUCUCCGGAUGUAUAUAGUUAUUCAACAUUAAUAGAUGGCUAUGUCAAGCAACAUGAGUUGAAUAAUGCAUUGCGGAUGUUCAGAGAGAUGAUUGAAAAGAAACUUAAACCAAAUGUGGUCACUUACACAUCUCUUAUUAAUGGGUAUUGUCGCCAAGGCAAUUUAGUUGGAGCUGAGAAAGCUUUCAAGGAGAUGCAAUGCCAUGGUUUGUUGCCUAACGUUAUCACUUAUAGCAUACUUAUUGGUGGAUAUUGCAAGGGGGGCUAUCUUUUCAAAGCAGUAUCCACAUUUGAAAGGAUGCUGAUUAAUAAAUGCACCCCAAACGAUGUUACAUUUAAUUAUUUAGUUAACGGAUUUACAAAUGCUGUGCCUGCUGCAAUGGUUGAGCAGGAUAGUGGAACUGAGGAGCUCGAAAAUUCAAUAUUUCUGAAUCUAUAUAAAAGAUUGCUUUCAGAUGAUUUACCUCCAAGAAAGUCGGUAUAUAUUUGCAUUCUCAUCUGCCUUUGCCAGCACAGAAUGCUCACAACUGCUUUGCAGCUGACACAAAAAAUUAUGAGUAGGAAAAUCCUUGAAGAUUCAUUUACUUUCAUUGUUUUGCUUCAUGGUAUCUGCCUGGUAGGACGAUCAAGGGAAUGGAGAAAUUUGAUCAAGUGUAAUUUGAAAGAGCUGGACAUUCAUAUUGCUUUGGGGUACUCAAAGUUGUUGGAUAUGCACCUCCCAGAAGGGAUAUCACCUGAUGCUUCAUUCAUCUUACAGCAGUUAACUGAGGAUUGCAAGUUUAACAGCCAUGAAGAAGAUCAUCGUACAGCUUCUGUGUGUUAGUGGAAACGAAACUUAUAUUCUAAUAUCGUACAAACCAAUCAAUGACAAAACUUUUGGGUCCAAGCGAGUGCUUAUGCUGGAAUUCCCAUUGGCGGAUUAUGCUGUGUUCUUCUUUGUCAUUUGGUAUGACCCAUGAACUUAAAUGAUCAGUGGUUGAUUGAUGAUAGAAGAGGACGUUUUGAGGGACUAGCUCUAUACUCAUCCCAAGAGCAUCAUGCUCUAUGCUCUUCUGGCUUGUGCAGGCUUUGUUGCGAAAUGCAGAUUGACUGUGUUUGUGAUGCGCCCUGCAACUUUAUGAGUUGGCAUAGCUGGCUGGAGGUCUGCAGCUUCUUUUGCACAAAACAUGGUAAGCUCUCUUGAAUUUCUUAAUGGAAAGACAGAAGCUGAAACGUUGUACAACUUUUUUCUUUUUUUUGAAGGAAAGGUGCUGUGCAAUAGGUUAAGGGAGGGACAAAGUGGCCAUGAACAAGUCUGGCGAGAUUAUGAAACACACAAUUGCCAACCUUACGCACGUGAGCCACGCGAUUGUACUUCAUUUACAUAGCUACAUCCCUAUUUUUUUUUGGUAUUAAGUAAGAGUAAAGAUAAGGAGUGCCUACUAUUAGAAAUUUUGAACAUUAUACUAUUGUCCUAGGUCCAUUUUGACAUCCUUGGUCAGAAAUCAGCCUUAUUUUGGAGAUUCGACACCAGAUACAGGUUACAUCACCUGCCGACGUUUUAUUAUGCCUUCUGCUUUCAUGGAUUCAAGAAAGGGUUGUGCCUACGUUCACAUUGGCUUACGAACAAAUAUUUAGGGCUCGAUCCUCGGAUGAAGGGCAAGGAAGAACGUCACUGAGUGGCCCUUGUUAGACAUGGUGCUAUGUACCAGCAAUAUGUAAAGCAGACGAUUGAAUUUCAAGAGCAUAUCCAACUUUAUUGAUUUAUGUAAAUGUAUCUUGUUGAUUUAGUGUAAUUAAAGAUGAAAGAACAAUCAUUGUGAUUUUGUAAAUAAUAGUUCUAGCAUUACCUAUUUCAUCUUAGCAGUGUUGCUAAUGUACAAAUGGGAUAAAAGAAAGUAAAUCACAAGUUUGCGUUUGGUUUCGUGAAAAACGAGAUUAAGUUUAUUUUUUAAUUAUCCAAAGAUUAUGAAUCUACUCCCUCUUUUAAUU